This is a messenger RNA of Cyprinus carpio (common carp), 2979 nucleotides long. Its product is annotated as UDP-glucuronosyltransferase 2B2-like. Lineage: Eukaryota; Metazoa; Chordata; Actinopteri; Cypriniformes; Cyprinidae. Gene Ontology annotation, molecular function: UDP-glycosyltransferase activity. The record is from RefSeq and is a predicted model, not a curated record. Bases 816 to 2396 code for a protein of 526 amino acids. The transcript has 2 exons.
UAGAGAGAGAGAGAGAAUGCAGGAUUUUGGUAGUCGUUGAUCCAGAUUUCCAAAUCAGUACUGCAAGGUUGUAUUGCUGCCAAAUAUUUAAGAAAAAUCACAUUUUGCUAUUCUGCAUCACAAUGUAUUAUUUUAAAAUUCUUUUUUAAAAUGACGGUGGUGUUGCUUGCAAUCAUAAUAUCUGUAUUUACAUAAGUUGUGCUAUUAUAAUGGUAAUGUUGUAAAUCAAAAUGACCAUUUUAAAUAAAAUGAAUAUAAUUGAAAUGUAAUAAAUGCAUGAAAUGAACCUGAAGUACAAUAACGACCUUCAGAAUGCCUGUAAAUGAAUGAAUACAUGCAUUUCACUCUAAGAGUAACCAAUCCAAACUGUUUUCUGGCAAACAAAGCCUUGUGUGAGCUGAGUGUUGAUAGCCCUCCUUUGAAACUUUCUUUUGCUGUGCCCCAGUUUUGCCUCAUGAUUCAGUGCAGAGCCUAAAACUUCCCAUCGACUCAAGUUAGGGACAACUGAGAAUCAAUUAAGAAGUUUCAUAUUCUUCUCUCCGACUGAAAGCUGUUCCAAUUCUUUGACCACAGGUCACUGUGCAACCUUACAUCUCAGGUUACAAAGUACAUGAAGCAGGUUUAAGGAAGGCAGUCUUUUGCCUGUUUUAUCGUGUCUUAUACAGUGUGGCUGGAUAUGAUCAUAUCUGUGAAUCUGUGAACAGUAUCUGUGCCAGUAUAAAUUUUGGAAAUCCAAAACUUGUUUUGGCAGUGUUUGCACAAGACAGCCGGAGCAUCAACCGAAUUGGCUGAGUCAUACGAAAGCUUUCUGAAAGAUGAAGUCCAAAUGGCUCUCUUCACUCACUUGCCUACUCUUUGUGAUUUGCUGCUGUCAUGGUGGAAAUAUCCUGGUGUGGCCUGAGGAUUGUAGCCACUGGGUGAACAUGAAAGUCAUUUUGAGAAAACUCCACAGCCACAGCCAUAGCCUUACCGUGGUGCGUUCGUCUAAAAGUUGGUAUAUCCAAGAGAAUUCUUCCCUCUACAGCACUAUCACGGUCAACCCAGUGGAGAGCGAAGAUGUGGGCUCUGACUACUUCAAGAUGUUGAUAGAGCGGUCACUGGAGCUGCAAAGGAUGUCGCCUUUCUUCCGUUUCUUGGAACAGAAGAAAGAUAUCACCAAUGUGCUGAAGGUAUUUCACAAUGGAGCACUUCAAAUGAUUUCGGCCGUUUUGGACGAUGCAGCGCUUGUCAAACGCUUGCGAGAAGCUAAGUUUGACCUGCUGCUAACAGAUCCUGCGUUCCCAGCCGGUGUCCUGUUAGCCAAAUUCCUCCACCUCCCCAUGGUUUACAAUGUACGUUGGCUAAAUGCAGGGGAUGCUCACAUGCAAAUUGCACCCUCACCUCCGUCCUACGUCCCAAUGUACAAUUCAUUGCUCCAUGACCGAAUGAACUUCCUACAGCGGACAGAAAAUUCCCUACGGUAUCUGUUUAGCCUUUUCCAGGAGCGAUACAUCAUCGUGCCAAUUUACAGUGACCUGCUUGAGCGCCAUUUCCCGCCCGGCGCUGAUCUUUUGUCAAUGCAGCAAUCUGCUGACAUUUGGUUGAUGAGAAUGGACUUUGUUUUUGAGUUUCCACGGCCCUCCAUGCCUAACGUGGUCUACAUCGGUGGCUUUCAGUGUCAGCCGGCUCAGGCACUUCCUGCAGAGCUGGAAGAGUUCAUGCAGAGCUCCGGGGAGCAUGGAGUCGUCAUCAUGUCCUUGGGAACAGUAGUCAGCGCUCUUCCUACAGCGAUCACAGAGGCCAUUGCUACAGCUUUUGCUGAGAUCCCUCAAAAAGUCUUGUGGAGGUACCACGGAGAGCGACCCUCAACUCUGGGAAACAACACUUUACUUCUAGAGUGGUUUCCUCAGAAUGAUCUCCUGGGCCAUCCAAAGACUCGUGCGUUUGUAUCUCAUGGGGGCACCAAUGGUAUGUACGAAGCUAUUUACCAUGGAGUCCCCGUCUUAGCUUUGCCGCUCCUCUUUGACCAGUUUGACAAUGUUCUGCGACUGCAGGUUCGAGGUGCGGCUCGAGUUCUUCAAGUCGCAACACUUACAUCACAAGAAUUCCUCCAAGCCCUCAACGAUGUCCUCGAGAACCCGCUGUACCGAAGCAGUGUCCGCAAACUGUCAGAGCUGCACCGCGAUCAACCCUUGACUCCUCUUGAAAGCGCCACUUUUUGGAUUGAGUAUGUUAUUAGACACAAAGGAGCAGCUCACCUUCGCCCAGAGGGGAAUAACUUGCCUUGGUACUCUUAUCAUAGCCUAGAUGUGUUGGCUUUUCUACUGACGCUCAUUGUGAUUGCUUUUUUGACCUCAGUAUAUGUCUGCAAGCUUUUGUGUUGCAGGAAGUCAAACAAAAAGAGGAAGGUGGAAUGAAUUGAGCUUGAACAUUUGAUAUGUAUUUUCUUUUCUUUUCUUUUUUUCAAAAAAGAAAAUCAUUCCUGUAGCAUGGUGCUAGCAACACCAAGGUCAUGGGUUCUGUUUCCACUAAACAAAUGUAUACCUUUGAAUGCAGUGUGAUUUGCUUUGGGUGUAAGUGUCUACCAAAUGCUUGAAUGUUAUGAUAUGUAAAGGAAAAAUCUCACACUUGGUGAGUUUGUUUUAUUACUAUGACAACCGGUGUUUACAAAAUCAACUAUAGAAUGGGGGAAAAAAUGUUUGAGUAUGAAUAAAAGUAUGUUUCUAAUUUUAUGAUUAUGACUAAUCAAACUCAUGUAAAUUGAAUAAUGAAGUAUAGCCAUCUUUGUACUUUUUUCUGCAUUAAAUUCUUACAAACUGCAUGCUGUUCUCUUUGUGGUGUAUUCGCCAAAUCCUCAACACUUUAUACGUUCUUUAAUCAACGCAAUCUAGUGUCUUUAUAAAAGCCAUGGACAUGUAUUUCCAUGUCAGACCUUAUAUUGUUCCCUCUCCCACUGUGAAUGUGUUUUAAAUCAUCAUUAAAGGUUCGAUCGGCAACUUC